CCGUAUGCAUUGAUAUAGAACUCUAAAACAACUUUUCAAAAAUAAAUACAUAUAUAAAAGUGAAUCUAUACAACAAUUAUAAGAGUCUCUUCCUCAACUCCUAAAUCUCAAUCCCAAUCCCUUGAAUCUUUUACUAUCAUGACACCAAUGGUGGUGGAUGGUUGUGAUAAUGACAGAAUUUCGAAACUUCCUGAUGCAUUGAUCCAUCACAUUCUCUCGUUUCUACCAACUAAAGAUGUGGUUCGUACAUGCAUUCUUUCAAAGCGCUGGAAACCCAUCUGGUAUUCGGACCCCACACUCUAUUUUUCAAUUUAUAAUAAUAAUCAUACUACUUAUGAUCAUGAUUAUAUUGAAAACUUUUACAAUUUUCUCAAUAAUUGUUUAGAACAACGCAAAGCUAUGUAUCAUAAUACUGAUGAUGUUUCGGCCAUAACUAGUUUUAAGCUUUACAUAUAUUGGGAUUAUCAAAAAAGUAAGGCUACCAUUAUAGAUAAAUGGCUAGACUUUGCUAUUGAUAAUAAUGUUAAGGUAAUAAGUCUUAUGAUAGGCCCUGAGGAAAUUGGUAACAUGUUUAAGUUCGAUUAUUGCUUACCUAAAAUAAUAGACAAGGCAAGAUAUUUGACUAUUUUGGAGUUGGAUGGAGUAGAGUUGGAUACUAAUUCUUGUUCAUUUAGUUUUCCAUUUUUAAAAACUUUGUCAUUGAAUGAUGGUUGGAAUUCAGAGAAUGCAAAGGAGGAUGGGGUAGUUAAAUUUUUGUUGAAUUGCCCAUCUAUUGAGAAAUUGGAGUUGAGAGAUUAUAGUUUCUUAGGUAAUAAUCAUAAUGUUUGCUUGGAGAGUUUGAGCCUCAAAUUCUUGGGACUUGUAUUUGAAAAUGAGGAACAUAAUCAUUUACAAAUUCAAGUUGACGCCAUAAACCUUGAAUCUUUGGUACUAGAAAAUGUUUUAUUGGACAAAAUUUACUUUAGGAACAAUGACAUGUUGUCAUUUGAUGCUCUCAUUUCAAAUAUUCCUCCAAUUGAGAAUUUGACUCUAAGAAGUUGCAAUACAAAGAAGAAGCACCUUAAAAUCUCGAGUCAACACUUGAAGUUUUUCCAUUUUCACCAAAGUUGCUCUAAUGAUUGUCACUUGAACAAGGUCACAAUUGAAUCUGCUCCAAAAUUAGCUUACAUUUGUUAUGAGGGCAGUCCCAAUUUUUGCAUAUCAAUGAAGUCAUCUAGUUCGAUAAAUGGAAAAAUUGAAAUUCGCGGCUACUGGCAGGGAAACUAUGGCAUAAAAGAGUUUAUUGGUGUGCUGAAUUUUCUUGUGAAUCUCAGUUACUCUUGGAAUAUUGUGGAAUUGUUUGUUGGCACAGAAAAGGCACUCAUUUGGCCAAUAAACUUGCCCAAAAAUUUGAAGAACCUAUUUCGUUAUCCUUUGCUUAAUUGGAAGCGUCUUAGAGUUAUUACUUAUGUUAUGCCUGAGAACGAGUCAGACUUGAAGGAAGCCUUGAUGUGGAUUUCACCCUCUUUAGAAUCAUUAUCUUUUAACAAAAAGGUCAUAUUUUAGUUUAUUGAGAUCAAUGAGAUUAAACUUUUGUUAUAUUUUCUUCUGAAGUAGCUGAUAUUGCUCUAUUUAUUAAUGUUGGAAGAUUACUUUUUAUACCUUUGCUGAAUUUAAACUUCAAUGAGGAAUAAUCCAAGAAUUGGUGUUGGAAUAUUCUAAGGGCUGAAUAAAGAGAGAGAUGAGUUCAUUUGAUUAGAUUUAAUAGCUUGAAAAGAAAAGUUAAUGUGGAGAAAUUGUGGGCUAAAUGCUUUGAGUAACUGCUCUUGUAUGGCUUAUACAAACUCGGAUAUCAGUGGAGAAGGCAGUGGCUAGAUGAAUAGUUUGGUUCAGAGAUCUUUUUCGAUGAUAUUCGAUGAUUUCGAUCGUGGGAGUCAAACUAGCUCUUGACAUGGCCAUUUCUAUUGCUGUUGUAGAAGCUUUGGAGUAAAAGAAG
Molecule: messenger RNA, 1975 nt
Organism: Cannabis sativa
Lineage: Eukaryota; Viridiplantae; Streptophyta; Magnoliopsida; Rosales; Cannabaceae
Product: F-box/LRR-repeat protein At3g26922-like
Exons: 2
Coding region: 139-1545 (468 amino acids)
Molecular function (GO): protein binding
Source: RefSeq, a predicted model, not a curated record